CCCCACUGUAUCCAAAGGUGCAAUAAGUGUUGCCCCAGUGCUGUCGGCCCCAGGACAUCCAUGGCAUCCAUGGCAUCGACUGCAUGACUGCUUGCUAUGAGGCAUGCACGGCACAGUAAGAUGGAGCGCGGUGCCCGCAAGUGCCAUUGGCGCCGGCCAUCCACCCACCCACGCCAUCCAAGCACCGGCCCGCUGGCACAUUCGUAGCGUACCGUACUUACCUAGGUAGCCUCCACUGUGAGCAUGGACGCCCCGGGUCCGUCUCCGUUCGCCAAAAGCCCCGACGUGGCUCACCACCCGCAGGCGCAGUCCCCCCCGUCCCUGGCUGGCUUUCCCCAUCCUCUCCCGCCUCAACCAUUUUCUCCCGACACCGAGCCGCCGCAUCGAGCGCAUUGCGACGUCGACAGAGCCCUCGCCCGCCGAACCCUUCCUUCCGAUUUUCCACGCUCGUUUGCCCGGCCUCUACGCCGCCAUUGCCCGCGGCUGCCACGGCGCAAGCGCGGACGAGACGAGACCUGGCCGCGCCAUCGGGGAGAAGCGGUUGACAUCAUCUGCCCUCCCGUAAGGCGGCCUGCAUCCUCGGCUUACUGCCACGCCUUCGACUCCUCACCACCGCCGCCGCCGCCCUCGCCUGCCCUGCCGUCGACCCUAAAACCCCCCGACCUCUUGCCACCCGCCCGCGUCCCGGCCGCUCAUGGAGCGCGGGCCCCGAACAAGAUGAACUCCCUCAACAUAAUCACCGCACGCGUAUCGCCCCCGUCGAGCCCUGUACAGUCUCGCUCCAACAGCAUCACCUCCAUCGAACUCGAAUCCGACGAAAAGGCGUCAGGGCUGGCCGACGACACGCCAGAUGGACGCCACGACCCGGGUUUCUACUCGGGCCCCGGCGGUGCCUACGGUGAGUCGGCGCGCUACGCCGACGAAAAGAGCGAGCCGCCCGGCGAAGACACCCCGUUGCUCCACGAGAAGGAAGGCAAUCGUCGCGGCAGCUGGUGGCAUGCCCUGCCGCGAACCUUGGCGUCAAGCAUCGUCAGCUCCAUCCGCUGGAUCUUUGUCACGCUGGCGUCGCCCGGUGUCUACUUAAUAGCGUGCUUCUACGACGAGCAAGGCAACUUUGCGCCCAUGACGCAGCUUAAGAGGCUUUUUGGCGUUCGCAAGGGCGGCAUGGACUCUUAUGAGGUGACGGAAGCCCACGGCGGCCGUCGCACUUCGGCAUCCAACUCGUCUUCCAACGGUCGGACGUACCGCACCCUUGCGCCGCGUCCCACGUCGUCGUCUGGCUCAUCCACAUCUGGCGCAUCGUCCGAGUCCGAGGUUGACGACUCCAAGGGCGGCGCGAGGAGCAAACACGCUAGGUCCAAGUCGCUCAACCCCGCCGAAGAGCUUAACACGGCACGGCGAUCGAUCAGGAUCAAGCUGCACAACGACGAGGCCUUGAAGCAGCGCAAGCACCGGCGUACGCAGUCGGCUGUCGCCAGGACCAAGGCGAGCGAGGAGGACCUCUCGGCGCAGCUCAAGUCGCCGACAUCGCCUAUCGCCGCGUUGACCAAGUACCCGAAAACACCCGCGCCGCCGCGGCCGCUGAUACCCCGGCGGCAGCCAUCGUACCUCAACAUCGAGGCGCCCAUCAAGCAGCAGAAGACGCUGAUUCUGGAUCUCGACGAGACGCUGAUACACAGCAUGUCCAAGGGCGGCCGGAUGAGCACGGGACACAUGGUCGAGGUGCGGCUCAACACGGCGUCGCUGGGCAUGGGGGCCGCGAGCAGCGGGGCGGCGCAGCACCCGAUCCUGUACUGGGUCAACAAGCGGCCGUAUUGCGACGAGUUUCUGCGACGAGUGUGCAAGUGGUUCAACCUGGUCAUCUUCACGGCGUCGGUGCAGGAGUACGCGGACCCGGUGAUCGACUGGCUCGAGUCGGAGCGCAAGUUCUUCUCGGCGCGGUAUUAUCGGCAGCACUGCACGUACCGGCAGGGCGCCUACAUCAAGGACCUGAGCUCGGUAGAGCCUGACCUCAGCAAGGUGAUGAUCCUGGACAAUAGCCCGCUGAGCUACCUGUUCCACGAAGAUAACGCGAUCCCGAUCCAGGGCUGGAUCAACGACCCGACGGACAACGACCUGAUGCACCUGGUGCCGCUGCUCGAGGGCCUGCAGUACGUGCACGACGUGCGAGCGCUGUUGGCACUGCGGGGCGGCGAGGAGGGACAGCACACGGCGUAAGCGAAAGAGAGAAAAGCGGGCGUGUAUUUUGUUUUGCUUGUCAGAUCAUGGAAAGAGGGCGGCGUUUUAUUUUAUCCCGCCGUUGGUGACGGGGAGAGCGGAGGUUUGUGUGGCGGCAUGGGGAUCCCGCCAGCGUCGCGCGUGCAUGUACAGAUAGAGAGGGGCGGAGGGAACAGAAGAAGGGAGUCAUGGCGGGUUCACGGUCGAAGCAACAUUCGGUAGCGGCCUGGUUGGGAACGGGCGAGGAGGGCAAUUUACAAGGCGCGUCGUCCCGAGCGAGCGAGCGCCGCUUGGGCCUUGAUUUUGUGUACAUGAAGCUAUUUCCCCUCGCCAUCCGGGCCGUAGAUGACGACGACGUGGUCGUGCCAGGAUGUGCAGCCGCGGGAGGAAAGUCAAUUCCCUGCCACUGCUGUGAGACAGACCAAUAGCCAGGUCGGCGCCCUGUUGUGCUAUAUUAACGUUACUACAUAGUAGCGAGCGGCCU
Messenger RNA from Purpureocillium takamizusanense, 2701 nucleotides. It is a transcript of the gene NEM1, whose product is annotated as Protein-serine/threonine phosphatase. Bases 244 to 2217 code for a protein of 657 amino acids. Gene Ontology annotation, molecular function: protein serine/threonine phosphatase activity. NCBI's taxonomy places the organism in Eukaryota, Fungi, Ascomycota, Sordariomycetes, Hypocreales, Ophiocordycipitaceae. The transcript is spliced from 2 exons. The record is from RefSeq and is a predicted model, not a curated record.